AUGGAAUACCAUUCUUCCGUAGAAAAUUUGGAUGAAGAUGGAUAUACUCAAUUAGACUUCACCUCUUGCAAUAUCAUCAGGAAAUCUGUGGUCUCAGAGAAAGGAUUUUGUGCUACAUCCCCUCGUUGGCGUCCCAUUGCUGUGACUUUGGGAAUUUUAUGCUUGGUAAUGCUGGUGAUAACUGUGGUCCUGUGUACCAUGGCUAUCUGGAGACCCAGUUCAGGGAACAACCUGUUGAAGAAUAACAGCUUUCAAUCAAGAAAUAAAGAGAACCACAGUCAACGCACACAAUCAUCUUUAGAAGAGAAUGUGGCUCCUACCAAGGCUCUCACGACCACAGGUGUUCUUUCUAGCUCUUGUCCCCCUAACUGGAUCACACAUCAGAAUAGCUGUUAUCUAUUUAGCACAUCAUUAGAUUCCUGGGAUACAAGUAAAAGACGGUGCUUUCAACUGGGCUCUAAUCUCCUGAAGAUAGACAGCUUAAAAGAGUUGGAAUUUAUAUCCAGGCAAGUGUCUUCCCAACCUGACCGUUCAUUCUGGAUAGGGCUUUCUCACCGUCAGACUGAAGAACCAUGGCGCUGGGACGACGGUUCCACGUGGUUGUCUAACUUGUUUCAAAUCAGAAGAACAGUUACCAAACAAGACUCAUCUCACAGUUGUGUAUGGAUUCAUGCGUCAGUCAUUUACGACCAACUUUGUAGUGUGCCUUCAUACAGUAUUUGUGAGAAGAAGCUGUCAGUAUAACGGUGGGGAUGUCGCCGUGGAGGAGCAGAGAGAAAUAUGUAAGAUAGUAAGGAGGGUAGAAAACAACAGGUUUAUGACCAAAAGCAUCAUAAAAAAAAUCAUCCAAUUCCAUCUCUUUUUUUCUCAAAUAGCCGAGAGAAUAUGUCUGCCAUAUCUCUGACUAAGAGAAUCUUGUAUAAUGUGAAA
This is a messenger RNA of Kogia breviceps (pygmy sperm whale), 930 nucleotides long. RefSeq names its product C-type lectin domain family 7 member A-like. Gene Ontology annotation, molecular function: pattern recognition receptor activity; (1->3)-beta-D-glucan binding. Lineage: Eukaryota; Metazoa; Chordata; Mammalia; Artiodactyla; Physeteridae. Gene Ontology annotation, cellular component: cell surface. The record is from RefSeq and is a predicted model, not a curated record. Gene Ontology annotation, biological process: positive regulation of lymphocyte activation; detection of molecule of fungal origin; positive regulation of cell population proliferation.